AUGAUAACUGACAGAGACAUUAGAGGCUGCGCCCCGCCCUUUUUUCUGUUUGGAAAAAAAAAGUAGCCGGUUUCUCUCCCUCCGCGCUCAAGUACGCACCCAGAGCAACACCCUCUGACUCCUGCCAUCCACCAGGACCUGCGGUGUGUUUAAGUUUACUCGCUUGACGUGGCGAUUGUAAAGUUCCACGCAGAGGCAGGAUACAGAGACGAGCCUGUAUCCGUCUUUUCUCGCUUCCGGUUUCGCUCUGCGCUCUUACGCACGACCGUCGUGAUACCGUGUUACCAUGGCUACAAAUAACAUAUAUUGGAUGUAGACGGUCCCAACUUCCUUGACAGCCACAGUAUCCGCCCACUGUCAACACGGAGGAUCCGCUGGAGGCUUCGGACGCGGCAGAAACUACCUGCAUCCAGAGCGCACCGGACAGCCGCCAUCCAUGUGUUGCGCUCUUCACUUUACUUGGAAAAAACUGCCAACUGCGUACUUGACGAUAAAUCGCAUUAGAUUAGGAGCUUUUCUGGGUGUUAUUGUGUAAUUUACGGUCAUUAUGCAGGAUAAAGGCACAUUUAUCAGCCCUUUUUACAGACCGAGGUGUCUGGCGGCGGCGGCUCCGGCUGGAAAAGCGAAAUUAACUCACCCGGGGAAGGCGAUUCUGGCAGGCGGGAUUGCAGGAGGCAUAGAGAUCUGCAUCACCUUUCCCACAGAGUAUGUGAAGACCCAGUUACAGCUGGAUGAGAAGGCCAAUCCACCCAAAUACAGAGGCAUAGGUGACUGUGUGAAGCAGACAGUGCAGGGUCAUGGUGUUAAAGGAUUGUACAGAGGUCUGAGCUCGCUGCUGUAUGGAUCCAUCCCCAAAUCUGCAGUCAGAUUUGGGGUGUUUGAGUUCCUCAGUAACCACGCGAAGGAUGAGUCUGGUCGCCUGGACAGCACCAGAGGUCUGCUGUGUGGGCUCGGAGCCGGCGUCAUGGAGGCUGUUCUGGUGGUCUGUCCCAUGGAGACUGUCAAGGUUAAAUUCAUCCAUGACCAGACAUCAGCCAACCCCAAAUACAAGGGCUUCUUCCACGGAGUCAGAGAGAUCGUCAGGUCCCAAGGACUAAGAGGGACGUAUCAGGGUCUGACUGCAACGGUCCUCAAACAAGGAUCCAAUCAGGCCAUUCGCUUCUUUGUGAUGACCUCUCUCAAGAACUGGUACAAAGGCGAUAACCCCAACAAAGCUAUUAAUCCUCUGUUGACUGGACUCUUUGGAGCCAUCGCAGGAGCAGCCAGUGUGUUUGGAAACACUCCACUAGAUGUCAUCAAGACAAGGAUGCAGGGUCUGGAAGCACAUAAAUAUAAAAGCACGCUAGACUGUGCCAUGAAGAUCCUGAGAUAUGAGGGCUUGGCAGCUUUCUAUAAAGGGACAGUUCCCCGGCUGGGCCGAGUGUGUCUCGAUGUAGCCAUAGUCUUCAUCAUCUACGAGGAGGUGGUGAAGGUCCUGAAUAAAGUCUGGAAGACAGAAUGAGCUGCUGGACGUACAGAGAAGCUGGCAGCUUCCAGCACAGAUCUGAGUUCAGGAGACCUCCUCUGUAUCAUCAGCAGAGAGAGCUGAACUUAGAUCAGUGUCAUAUGCUGACCAAGAGCUCAAAGACAGAUGCUUAAGAGGAGAAAGAAAGCCUGAAUAGUGGCUCCACAUCUGGACAGCUGCAGUGUAGCAGAGCUCAGACACUCAGCGUCAAGACUCCACCGAGGAUCGAGGGUUUUUCACAGAGUGGGGUUAUAAAGUAAACCAAAUAAGGGUGAAAAAAGAUGCUUUAUCUUCGAGAAUACUUCAAUAGUUUUUAAUAUUACAGAAAACUGAAUACUCUGCAGCUUUUUUCAAGUUAUCUGGUUCACUUUCUUUGUCAACCUGCUUCGUUCAAUACCCUCCUUCAGUGAGGAACAUUAGUUCUAGUCAUUCACAGCUGUUUUGCUGACGUUUACUGGGAUGUACAGGUGUCAUUUUGGGUUUUUCUUGUGUCCGUGUUGCUCUCUGUCUCUUCUUGUGCCUGACAUGGUUUAAAGUCCAGAGGAGCCAGACUGCAGCUGGUUGCAGUUUACAGCCACAUAAACUGCAGCAACUUCCAUAGCUAGGCCUUUAACAGAAUUAAUUUAAAUAUUUUAUAAUGUGCUAAUUAUUUUUAUAAAAUGCAGAUUCUAGUUUAGUUUACCAGCAUUAUAGAGUAUUGUGAAGUAUAAUGUACUUUACUCCUGUGCCAAAAGCCUAUUUUAGUCAGAGUACAACCAUGCAAAAGUAGCCUGAUGAUCUUAAUACGAGAGGAAAAAAUAUGAUUGACACUGUGAUAUGAUUCAUAUUGUGAUAUUUUAAUGUAUUUAUUGAAAGUGGAUUGUUAAAUAGAUAGAUGAGAGACCAUUUACUGUUAAUCUGUGCCACUUGUGUCAAGUUUAUUUCUUUCCAUCAUCGGUUGUAGAAGUGUUUUUAAGAUCAUAAGUAUUUAAUUGCUGUAUUUCACUGUGAGUCUAAAUGACUGAAUGACACCGAUUCAUUUAGACAAAAUGUCCUCAGACCUCUAUUUCCCUCUCAGCAGAAACACAUCUGUUUAUCAGGUCACAUCCUAACACCAGACUCCUGCCAAUCAAUGGUAAUAUGUACUAUUUGGACUCUUCAAUUUGUGAUUCUCUCUUCACCAGUAGUUCCCAAGCUGGUGUUUAGGACCCCUCUGAUGAUAAAUCUGUGGGAAUGCAGGGCGGUCAACUGGAAAUAAAUUGGAAAAUAUCCUUCAGGGUUACAUUUGCAUUCAUUUUUACAAUAAAUUCACACAAUCCUUAGACAUGUUAGUGAUGAGGAGUCACUGUUUGGUUUACAGUAAAACAAAGGUUGAGAGUCAGAGUCUGUUCAGAUUUCUAAUUUCAGUUCCAUGUUUCAUUCAGGGUUUUACUUCUCACUCAUGUGCCUUUUGCUGUUGUGUUCGCUGGUAAAUAUUUCUGGAAAAGUAUCUUAAGUACUCUUUAAUCAUCUUGCAAGCAAGUUGAAAUCUCUGUGGUCCAGUCAUGUUAGUUUUUAUAAUUACAAAUAUAAACUUCUUGUCCUCGUUGUCACACUAAAACUGUCAUAAUCUCGAAGCAUUACUGUCGUGAUUGUAUCAAAAGGAUGAUGGGUUUCAUUUUUCUGUUUACAAACUAUUAAUCUUGUUUUGCACUCUUCUGUCUGACCAAACAAAAUACUGGUUUUCUUUAUUGCCAAAUACACAAGAGAAAACUAUAUUGUGAAAGUAAAUCAGUGUAUUCCGAGGCUGUGUAUGUUCGGGUGUGUGUCUCUGUGGUUCAUUGUGAAGAAGCUUGUGCAAUAAUCACCAUCCCCUCUCUUUUGUCUGUGCUGAAUGUGAAGUCCUUUGUUGUAGGGGUAUUUCAAAACUCAUUAAAAGAAGCAUCUGAAACCUUGAAA
Messenger RNA from Acanthochromis polyacanthus (spiny chromis), 3421 nucleotides. RefSeq names its product tricarboxylate transport protein B, mitochondrial. The record is from RefSeq and is a predicted model, not a curated record. The transcript has 9 exons. The coding region runs from base 548 to 1501 and encodes 317 amino acids. Lineage: Eukaryota; Metazoa; Chordata; Actinopteri; Pomacentridae. Gene Ontology annotation, biological process: mitochondrial citrate transmembrane transport.